Molecule: messenger RNA, 1050 nt
Organism: Lolium perenne
Lineage: Eukaryota; Viridiplantae; Streptophyta; Magnoliopsida; Poales; Poaceae
Source: RefSeq, a predicted model, not a curated record
AUGGCGCGAUGGCGCCGAGGGCGGAAAGGUCUUGACCUAGACGGGUGCGGGGGCCUCCCAAUCCGCGGUAGACUGCAGUCCAGGAGCCCAGGACAGACUUCAGUAGUGGAGGAGCAAGUUCAUGGGAAGCCGCUUACUAUGUUAGGAGCCUGGAAGAUGUCGCAUAAGAAGACGAAGGUCGACAAACCUGGAGAGGAGCAAUACUAUGGUAAGUCUGGCACAUACUUGCAAAAUUACGCGACGGCGUUCAAAAAACUGCAUGGGGAGGAUUCUCAGCCCCUUGAGGAGGAGGUCGACGAGACGGUGGUGAUCGUGUCAGGGCUCGGCAAGCGGCAUGGCCGCCAUCAGAUUCUUGAUGGGACUUCUCUAGACGAGGUAUACGAUAGGCUCUAUGAGAGUUAUGAGGAGAAGCUUGAGGAGUACGUGAAGUCGGUUGAAGCCCACGAUGCGUACCAGGCCAGCCAUAAUGCGGCGGUGAUGGCGUAUAUUACUACUGGAGUUCAGCCAACUAUGGGAUCUCCGCCACCACCAAACCACCGCUACCAAGGAUCCCAACGAGAGAAGAAUUCCUCGCCUCGGUCACCUCAGGAAUUCCGGGAUCAGCUCAGUCCAGCACUGAUAUUGGUCGUGCUUCUGCCUCGCCCUCACCCUCGCCCAGCCAGUCGCGGCCUAUCACUCCGAUUCAUACCGGAAGUAGUCGUGGUCCUAGUGCUUCUGCUGAGCCUGCUGACUUGCCGUUUCAGUGAUGAUGCUCUAGGAGGCAGACCUUGACAAGUGCGGGAACUCGAAGUCCGUUGUUUGUGAUUGUUGAACUUGUAGUGUCUUGCUUGUGUCCUGUGACAUGUAUCAUGAAGAACAUAUAUAUGUGAAUUUGUCGUGCUUGUGUCAUUAUGUAUACAUGUGAACUCGUUGUGUUUGGGCCAUUUGACAUGAGGACUAUAUGUGCACAUGCAUUGGUGGCUGUUAAUCAUCUGUUGCACUUUAUGUGAGAUUGUCUAUCUGUUAUGUGUAAUUUUUUGUUUAUGUACUGAUAUAUAAUAUAUAUGCUCA